Molecule: messenger RNA, 576 nt
Organism: Candidula unifasciata
Lineage: Eukaryota; Metazoa; Mollusca; Gastropoda; Stylommatophora; Geomitridae
Source: the annotation of a GenBank genome assembly
AUGGCAUCUGAGACUAACAGCAGCAGCAUCGUUGAGGGCUGGCUGCGGUCUGUGGAUAUGGUUCAGUACACCCAGGCAUUUCUAGACAACGGAUACGAUGAUUUGGAGGUAUGCAAGCAAAUCGGAGAAGCUGAUCUGAACGCCAUCGGCGUGCCCAACGACCAUCAACGGGAGAAACUGCUGCAGGCCGUUAGAGUGCUACGGGAGGAAGGAGGCGCCGCUGUAUACUUCACGCUGGAAGACUGCGACAACUGUCCAGCCGGUGACCGGGCUGAGAUGGGCGACGGCAGCGAUGAAACCUCGGGUUUAGUCGCAGGUUCGGCUGUCGCUGGCAAGUGUUUGGAAGCCGCGCGGUCCGAAAGCAGCAGUUUGUGCCUGGACCUACACGACCUGGGCAAGCAGAGCUUGGUUACUUACCCCAAAGCACAGCUGGGCUAUAUCCUACGUGACAAGUUAGUUCUGGAGAACAUCGACCUGUCAGAGCCGCCCUACACAACCCCGGUAAGUCCCCAUUGUAUAUGUGUUCAGCAUGGCUCCCGCUUUGUUCUCGAUCGUAUGUUCAGUACAGAUUUUUGA